Messenger RNA from Lasiosphaeria miniovina, 864 nucleotides. RefSeq lists its product as uncharacterized. NCBI's taxonomy places the organism in Eukaryota, Fungi, Ascomycota, Sordariomycetes, Sordariales, Lasiosphaeriaceae. The transcript has 6 exons. The record is from RefSeq and is a predicted model, not a curated record. Bases 1 to 864 code for a protein of 287 amino acids.
AUGGUCCAGACCAACAGGCAGCAAAUGAACCCGCUGGUUCUGAAUAAGGCAUUUAACCGCACUGCCAACCAAACACCACAGCCGAUGUCGGGAAACGUACCCUUUACCGGACCUAACGGCGCCCAAAAACCCAUGUCGCAUAUGGCCCAGCAAGCUCAGCAGCAGCAACAACAACAGCAAGCUCAGCAGCAGCAGCAGCAGCAGCAGGCUCAGCAGCAGCCAGCUUCAACAACAACAUGCCCAACAGCAAGCCCAGCUGAUUCAGCAAUUGCGAGACCAUUUACCGCCUGGCACACUGAAAGCGUUCAUGCGGUUGAAUCCCGGAGCGUUGCCGCAGCCCAUCUGUUCAAGAAUGUUUUGGAGACCAAAAACAAGGCGAGACAAGGGCUACCGCCCGGAGGUCCGCCGUCCGUUGGCACGCAGCCCGGACCUGCGCGGCCAGUCCCUGCGGUGCCGUUUAACCAGUCGCCGCCGUUGCCUACUGGAGUUACGGCAUUGCAGGAUCCAGCACCGGCGGCUUCCCAGCCUGCCCCGGUAGCACAGCCGAUAGUACUUCAGCCAACUCUCUGCAAAUCCUCAAAAUGCCGGCCGUAUGCCGCGCAAAAUCGACCUGCCGCUGUCAACGCCUCGCCGUUGCAGAACCAGAAGAGCAUGAAGCGCCCUGAUUCGGAUGACGCCGUAGAUACCCCCAACCAGGCAAAUAACGCUUUACAGCAGCCUUCCCAGCCCUUUCCGCCCCCUCACUCAGAAGCCCGCGCCACGAUCCAAGGCAUGCGACUGACUCCAGAGCAAAUUGCAAAGAUGACUCCAGAACAAAGGGCAAAAUACGAGGCACUGCUGCAGGCUCGUCAACAACUACAAUAG